Pogoniulus pusillus (Red-fronted tinkerbird) is the source of this 4515-nucleotide messenger RNA. It is a transcript of the gene ATF2, whose product is annotated as activating transcription factor 2. Gene Ontology annotation, biological process: regulation of transcription by RNA polymerase II. The coding region runs from base 486 to 1949 and encodes 487 amino acids. Gene Ontology annotation, molecular function: DNA-binding transcription factor activity, RNA polymerase II-specific; cAMP response element binding. The record is from RefSeq and is a predicted model, not a curated record. Lineage: Eukaryota; Metazoa; Chordata; Aves; Piciformes; Lybiidae. The transcript is spliced from 15 exons.
CCCGGCCCGGAGCGCUGGCGGCGGCUCCUCCCGCCGCGCUGCGGUGGCGCUCGGGCGGGCGAGCACCCCGAGGGCAGACGGGAGGGAGUGGCCCCGCUCGGCAGUAGGCGGGGGAUACCCGGGAGGCAGUAACAUGGCGCCGCCGCUUCUCUCCACGGCAGCCCCCUCCCCCACCAGGGCCUGCGGCUCCAUCUGCCCCUAGAGCCGGGGCGGGGCGGCCCGGCAGGCACAGUGGUAGACCGUUACCUGCCCGGAGGAAACUGAAAAAGUCUGCUGUUCCUGUCCCUCCAGUGCCCAUGGCAAAGGACACUGGGAUCCCCUUCUCCUUGAAGUAAUGUUCAAAAAAAUCUAUACAGUAGAUUUUUCCUGUACAGGCACAGGCAAAAAAGAUCAGUUCAUUGCCAUGAAAAGGAGGAUAUGAUAGUCUGCCCUAUGAAACAGAUUUAUAUGUGAGAUCUGGCAGGUAGCACAACGACCUGUGGAAUAUGAGUGAUGACAAACCCUUCUUAUGCACUGCCCCUGGAUGUGGCCAGCGUUUUACCAAUGAGGAUCAUUUGGCUGUCCAUAAACAUAAGCAUGAGAUGACACUGAAAUUCGGGCCGGCUCGUAAUGACAGUGUCAUUGUAGCAGAUCAGACACCAACACCAACUCGAUUCUUGAAGAACUGUGAGGAAGUGGGCUUAUUCAAUGAAUUAGCAAGUCCUUUUGAGAAUGAGUUUAAAAAGGCUUCUGAAGAUGACAUUAAGAAAAUGCCUCUAGAUCUGUCUCCUCUUGCAACACCAAUUAUAAGAAAUAAAAUUGAAGAGCCUUCUGUUGUAGAGACAACUCAUCAAGAUAGUCCUUUACCUCAUCCUGAGUCUACUACCAAUGAUGAAAAGGAGGUGUCACUGCAGCAGACCGCACAGCCUACAUCAACAAUAGUUCGUCCAGCAUCCCUGCAGGUUCCUAAUGUACUACUUACGAGUUCUGACUCAAGUGUUAUUAUUCAGCAGGCAAUACCAUCACCAACAUCUAGUACUGUUAUUACCCAGGCUCCAUCCUCCAACAGACCAAUAGUUCCAGUUCCAGGUCCUUUUCCUCUGCUGUUACAUCUUCCUAAUGGACAAACCAUGCCUGUUGCUAUUCCCGCAUCUAUCACAAAUUCUAAUGUGCAUGUCCCUGCUGCAGUUCCACUUGUUAGACCUGUCACCAUGGUGCCUAGUAUCCCAGGAAUCCCAGGGCCUUCCUCCCCACAGCCAGUGCAGUCUGAGGCUAAAUUGAGAUUGAAAGCAGCUUUGACCCAGCAGCACCCUCAGGUAACAAAUGGAGAUACUGCCAAGGGACAUCCGAGUGGGUUGGUUAGGAGUCAGUCAGAGGAACCACGACCACAGUCACUACAGCAACCUGCAACUUCAACAACUGAAACACCGGCAUCACCAGCUCAGCCUACCCCACAAACACCAAAUACAGGUGGUCGGCGAAGAAGAGCUGCCAACGAAGACCCUGAUGAGAAAAGGAGAAAGUUUCUGGAGCGGAACCGUGCUGCUGCUUCCAGAUGCCGACAGAAACGGAAAGUCUGGGUGCAGUCGUUGGAGAAGAAAGCCGAGGACUUGAGCUCACUAAAUGGCCAGUUACAGAAUGAAGUCACCCUGCUGAGAAAUGAAGUGGCACAGCUGAAACAGCUUCUUCUGGCUCAUAAAGAUUGCCCUGUAACUGCCAUGCAGAAGAAAUCUGGCUAUCAUACUGCAGAUAAAGAUGACAGUUCAGAAGACAUAUCAGUGCCAAGCAGUCCACACACAGAAGCUAUUCAGCACAGUUCUGUCAGCACUUCCAACGGCGUAAGCUCAACUUCCAAGGCAGAAGCAGUGGCCACCUCCGUUCUCACCCAGAUGGCAGACCAGAGCACAGAGCCGGGCCUCUCCCAGAUCGUCAUGGCGCCUCCCUCCCAGUCACAGCCUUCAGGAAGUUGAUUAAAAAGUUGCAUUGCUUCAGUUUCUUAGAUACACAUUUGUGACUUUAAAGGGAAAUCAGCAAAAGACCAGUCUCCAUCUGGGAGAAAUUGUAGCUUAAAGUUACUCUGUUUUUUUUAAAGUCCACCUUAAAUUUGGCUUUAACGAUUGGCAGGUGAAGCUGAGACAGAACACCAGUUCUAGUCCCUUUGCAGAAGACAUUUUUGUUUUCCAAGUAUUAGUUUUACUAGUUCUUUUUUGUGCUUAACGUGUAAAGUGUGUGUACAGUACAAUGUGGUUAUUUCAUUUUUAAUUGGUAUUAUUUGAACAAACAUUGGGGUGAAUUACUAAAGGUCAUCCCCAAGACUGUGAUAGUAAUGUUAUGUGACAUUUUUAUACCAAAGUUCUGCAUAGUCCCUAUUGACUUUGUAACGUGAGCAAGGUCAUAAAGCACUAGGCAAGAGAAAGACAGUAACAGUAAAUUUGCUUUUAGUCUUUUUGCCUUUUUGUUGUUUUUGCACAUCAUGAGAGGAAGAACAUUGGGAGGAAAAAACCAUUGGGGUUGUUCUGUGUAUAGCAUUUUGGUUGGCUUUUUAACUGUUGGGGGGUUUAAUUUGUUUAAUAGGGCCAGUACAGUAUAUGAGAUACAGUACUCUUAUGCACAUACCUAUCCUAGAUGAAGAUCAUUACUAAACAGAUUUGAUUUUUAAGAAGAAUUAUUUUAAAUUGAUGUCAGGUGUUACUUUUUUUUUUCUCCCCCCUCCAACACUUUAAUUCUGAGGGGAGGAGAGCUUUAUUUCUCCAGUCAGAAUAGGAUAUCUCCAAUUAACCCUUUGUUGCAAGGCUGAAGCCACUAAAUGUUUUGUUAAAUACAGGGUUAUCAAAUAUGGAAUAGUAGGGUUGAUAUUUUGUGAGUUUUUGAGUUGCAAACUUCAAAGAGUUUACACUCAUGGGUUUGGAUGCCGGAAAAGCCUAAAAACAAACCUUCUUCAGACAACUCGAGACUUUUUUGUUUUGUCAUUGUCUUGUAUUUGCAGGCUAACUUGUACUUAAUUCUUGUGUAAGCACUGUCAUCUUUUAGUAGCAAAAAAUUUGAUACCUUUCUUGUGUGUGUGUUUGGGGGGGGGGGGGGAAACAAACAAACAAAAGAAUCAGUAUCUACCGUAUCUUGGAAACAAUGUAAUUAUAACGUGGUGUGUGUGGUGUGUGCGUGAGAAUGGUUCAGUAGUUAAUGCCAGCAGUCUUUUGCUUGAAUGUUUAAAGAUGCCUUCAAUGUGAUGCUGGCUGAUAGGUGAUUGCAGUUUUAAACUGUUAUUUACUGUGCAAACUUGGAUAACUAACAUUCCAUGAUGUAGUUUGUUUCUGAUGAGAUGAUUGUACGUUACACUUUUUUUUCCCCCCCCCUCAUUAUCCAAUCAUCUGUAGGAUAUUGAGGGUAUUUUUUGGGUUUGGUCUUGUUUUUUAAAUGUGCCAUUAUCUAUUUUGAUUCUGUACUCAUGUUCAAAAUACAGUACAAUAUUUUACAAUAGAUUAAGUUGUUUAAAAACAAACAAAAAAAACAAACAAACAAAAAAAGUAGAUGUGUGCUUUCAGGUCAGAAAACUUUGUAUAAUAGCAAAAACAGAUGCAUAGUAGCAACUGGCAGUAAAGCAGGAUUCCAUUAUGUAUAUAACAAAGAUUUAAUGCAUUUAUAAUGGGUUGUGUAGUUCAUUUGCUCUUCCUUCUCCACACUAUACUAUGUGUUUUUAAGUGUCGGUGCCAUCAGGUUUCUAUUUGAUUCAGUUUGAAAUCGAAAAAUGUAAUUGAUGCACAGGAAAACAAAAUUCAUUUCUACAAUAUAUAUACAACCAUGCUAUAAUUAAAACUGAACAAAGAAGUAUCUUAAGUCAUCUAUGUAUCAUUGCAGGGCUUUAAGCAUGAAAAUAAUAGGGGUUUAAAAUAUUUUGUAUUUUAAAACUAAGAAAGUUGAGUUGAUAACCUCAUGCAUUUAAAAGUCUUACUUUCCCAGUCUCAAGAUCAAAAGCUGUAACCAUUAUUGAACAUUUCCAGGUGGUGGAAUGCAAUGGACCUCUGGUGAGAAGGGAAUUAACUGCAAAGGCACAAAAUGUGAAUUCUGCAAGAAAGCUAUACAGUCACUUUUCAUUGUAGUUUUGGUGGACUAGAUAAGGCCUCAUUGAUUCUACUAUGAUUUGCUCUCCUAAACACAAAGGCUUUUAAAUCAUAUUUAUGUAAGUGGAGGUUUUUUUUAAUGACAAAACUGUCACGCUUGUAAAGUAAGUCUACAUAAGUGUAUAGGAGACGUGUAAACAGUUAAUGAAUUUAAACAGUGGGGCUGGCAAAAGAACCAUUACAAUCUGUGUUCAGCAAAUAGAGCAAAGUUAUUAGUCGUACUACCAUGGGUUCCGUUUUGAGACGUAUGUCACACUACUUCUGUACUUAGCAUUUUGGGUCUUUACAUUUGACAUGUUUCACAAACUGUACUGUUUUAUUUUAUGUGCAGUUUGCAUGAGUAAGUCAUCAAAGAGAAUAAAAUCUAUCUUUAAGUUAUGUUCCUAUUUUAAUGAAAUUAUAAUUGUUCUAAAAGGCA